Messenger RNA from Triticum dicoccoides, 755 nucleotides. RefSeq lists its product as uncharacterized. Lineage: Eukaryota; Viridiplantae; Streptophyta; Magnoliopsida; Poales; Poaceae. The record is from RefSeq and is a predicted model, not a curated record. Bases 126 to 590 code for a protein of 154 amino acids. The transcript is spliced from 2 exons.
GACGGCCUCCCUCUCCCAUCCACUUCCCUCCCACCCUAGAUGGAUCGCCCCUCUCUCCUCUCCUGCAACCCCUCUCUCUCUCCCUGCACUUCACAGCGACAGCAAGCACUCCCAGAUCCAUCCGGAUGCCGUACAUGGAGGAGUCCGCACAGCCCAAACCCGCUGACCCCUCAGAACCGGAACUCUCCUCGGACCCACCCAAGGGCGCGGGGACGAACGCGGACGGUUGGUGCCGAGGUCGCCGCCGGAAGAGGCGGAGAUCCCUAGCCGCCACCGCGCCGUUGAUGGGGAUCGACCUGCUCGACCUGGCGAACGGCGCCUCAGGCGACGAGGCCAUCACCCGCAUCGUCAAGAAGGUCAUCCCGCUCGACGAUCCCGACAAUCCCACCAAGGCCUCCAAGAAGGCCGCCACCGCCGCUGCAAAGGACGCUGCCAACGCUUCCAAGGACGACCAGCCGCCCCAGCACCACAAGCACCAGCAGUACCCCCAAGAGGGUAUUUAUUACCAAAGGGAGGGAAACUUUGGUGGAGGCUGGGGCAGAGGCCAAGGCUACUAUGGUGGUGGUGGUGGUGGCAUAGGAGGCCGUUGAAGGGGGCGUGGCGCCGGAUCCAAUCGUGUCUUUAAGGAUGCUAACGGUCGUUUCUAUCAUGACGGCUAUCAACGUGUCUACCUCACCAACAACCGUCCAUACUAUGCCAAUGGCAAUGGCCGGGAGGCACCCAAGGGAAGACGAGCGUCGAGGAGGACUGCUGUG